AUGGGAAGGGUUUCGGACUGGAUAUGGGAUAUUUGUAGACGAAUGGAGUGCGUGUUUGAAUUCGGCGGCGGUGUGGUGCACGGAUGUGUGGGCGGGCGCUGCGGACCUCGCGUUGUGCGUGUGGCCCUUCGCAACGCCUCGUCCAACAGGGCCUGCAUACUAUUUCCACUUUGCACUAGACUUACGCAUGUUGAGCAGCAGUCGUUGAGAACAGUGUUCGAUGCUGUGUCGAGUUCUUCAGGGCCUCGAGGUGCUCAGCAGCGACGAACGUCAUUCGGACGGUCUAGAUCUGAGACGGAAAUUCUUGUGGCACUGAAGCUUGCGUAUGAUCUGCGUCUGGUUUCGUUGCGUGAUGAGGAUGCGGCAGGAGUCGUGGUGAGCAUGGGGGAGCUGAGCGACCGUUGA
Messenger RNA from Eimeria acervulina, 405 nucleotides. RefSeq lists its product as hypothetical. NCBI's taxonomy places the organism in Eukaryota, Apicomplexa, Conoidasida, Eucoccidiorida, Eimeriidae. The record is from RefSeq and is a predicted model, not a curated record. Bases 1 to 405 code for a protein of 134 amino acids. The transcript has 3 exons.